AUGAAAGAAGAUAACGGCUCAAUAUUCUACCGCUUCGGUAGUGAACGCAGUAUAUGGCGCGAAUUGCAGCUUGAUAAUACUUCAGGGGUCCUUAUAUCGGAUCUUAAGAUCAUGAUAGCUCAAGAAACCAGUUUAAUGCGUGAAUUCGCUCGCAAAACUAAUUUGUUAAUAUCGCUGUAUGAUGAGAAUAGACCAGAUGAGCUUCUUCCGUUGGAUGAUAAUGUAGUCGUUCAUAAUGGAUCUCGAUUAAUCAUAAACAGGGUGGCAUGGACACCCAGUAAACCAAUAGUUCACAUCGCAAAAAGCUAUAUAGACAAUGAGGUUGUCGAGGAUAAGCGUAAACUGAAACGCCUUCCCAUUUCUCUCAUUUGUCAACUCUGCCACAAACCAAUGAACCAUCCAUUCUUGGUAAAAUGCUCCGCAAAGUGCGGGUGUAGUGGUUGUCGUGAAUGCUUACAGGAAUGCUUAGGUGAAAAGCUUCCAGAUUAUUCGUAUGAUACGGAUGCUAGCCCAGACGUCACUGAAGCAUAUGAAUUGGAGGCCAGGAAGGCCUGUCCAUUUUGUGGACACGGAUUUGUUAGCGCAUGUUUGCGCAAUCGCAAGAUGGAAGCGCUAUUAAUUGGUAUAAAUGUGGAUGAUUUCGAAGUUCCGGAUAAUAUCCAAUUUUAUUUCAUCUCUAAUCUGAAUUUAGACCCGGCAAUUAAAUACCCCUCACACUUUAUUAUAAAUGCAGAUAUUGAUUUAAUGAAUCUUAUUAUUGAAAAAACAUUGAUUCCUGUUUAUGGAGAAAGUCUAAUGGAUGCAAAUGUUCCAAAAUUUGUUUUAUCGCAAAAUAAAAAUGAGCCACAGGAGAAUAUGGAUAUAGACUCAACAGCCAAUAAUGAGCAAAUGGAUGAACCGACUGAAAAUAUGGACGGUACUGAUGCUGAAAUGCGUGUAGAAGACACAGUUCCCAAAUCCGAAAAUGGUACAAUAAGAAUAAAAUUGGAGAACCCGGAUCAAGAUAUGACUUCAACUACUCCUACAAAAUUAGAAACUAUGGAUGAGACCGUCGAUAUGAAAUCUGAGGGUGAAAAUGAUGCUGCUGAUAAUUCCGUUACGGAAGAUUUACAUCAAGAAUCUGGCACUCAUAAAGCAGAAAAUCCAAAUACACCUGUGGAACAUAAACGCACUGAAACAUUUGCGCUUUUAUUAAAUUAUCAAAGUGGAACAACUACAGUGACUGUCCCUGGAAUUAUAAAAUUCACUGAUGAAUUUCCGGAUGAGGAAUUUUUAAAUACGACUGGAGCUCGUACCGCACUUAGGUUUGAGUGGGUAAAGCGAAAAGAACCCCCAAUUUCUGUCUCUAUACAUAAAUAUUCUCUGUUCUCUCUGCUAGGUGGGAAAAAGUAUCACAAUGUAAAGUUAAACGCAAACUCUGAAGUUUUAUGGAGGUACAAGGGUAACAAAAUAAUAGAAGUUGCUCUGCAAACGAAUGCAUUUAACAGCCUUAUAGCAAACGUUUUUGGUGAAUCCGCCGAAGGAAAAGACUGGCUGAAAAUGUGCUUUCCAAAUGGACCCACUCCUCUUUAUUUUUCUUCAAAAGGAGAUAUUGUAGAUGACUUGGAAUCGCUAAAGGAUGACUCUGUCGACUUAAAGAAUCCUUAUUCAGGGUAUAUGGCGUUACUUCCUUUCCUAUCUAGGUCUCAAUUUGAUCAACUCAGACGGAUACAAAGAAAUGCGAAGGAGGCGUUCUUAAUGGAACUCACAAAGAACGUAAUACUGACUACUCCACCAGACAAGGGCAGAGUAAUCAUAGAGAGAGCAAAUAAAACCAUAUGGAACUCUCAUGUAAACUACGACAUUGAGAAUGAUUCUGAAUAA
Messenger RNA from Theileria equi strain WA, 1863 nucleotides. RefSeq lists its product as hypothetical. The record is from RefSeq and is a predicted model, not a curated record. The coding region runs from base 1 to 1863 and encodes 620 amino acids. The transcript has a single exon. Lineage: Eukaryota; Apicomplexa; Aconoidasida; Piroplasmida; Theileriidae. Gene Ontology annotation, molecular function: zinc ion binding.